UGGGAAGUGUUUUUUGUUCCAAUCCAAUCAGAACAACUGAAAUUAUGGGAGGAGUCGAAGGCAACCCAGAGAUGAUUAUGGUUCAACCCGUGGCUUCCCAUGCUCCCAGACGCCGCCCGCCUUCUUCCACCGGCGUCCAGUGGACCACUGGAUUAUUUGAUUGCCAUCAAGAUCUUCAUAAUGAGCACUCCAAAUUAGGGGGCAGGGGUGGGUCUGGGAUGGGGUUCAGGAGAGUUAGGGGGCAGGAACCAUCUAUUUUGCAAACCAUCUAGUGCCAUCGUUGGCCAGUGUCAACGAAACCGCCAUCGUACAUUAUUUUCAUGGUCGUUUUCAAACUUUGCACGAGAAGCCUUAAUAUUUUUAAGAUUAAGUGGCAGUAAGAUUAGGAGUUAGAACACUUGAAAUAUGGGUUAAAAGGUUGUGAUAUGAUACUAUAUAUUUCGAUGACUCAACUCAACUAAGCUUAAGUUUAUAAUUGUAGGCUGAAGAAAUGUUAUUCAUAUGCUCCCUCCUCCGUCCCAAAAUGGAUGUCAUUGUCACUAUUACGGCUUAUCGAUAACUUUCGUUUAUUCGUGUGUUUUCAUUGAUCAUAACAAUGGUCACUCUUCCUACUUUAUUACUAGUAUUUACCUUUUAUAUAUACCAACAAGGUUUCGUUGACACUCGAAAAACAUGUCAUACUAGUGCCACUGGGUU
Messenger RNA from Cuscuta campestris, 696 nucleotides. Lineage: Eukaryota; Viridiplantae; Streptophyta; Magnoliopsida; Solanales; Convolvulaceae. The record is from the annotation of a GenBank genome assembly.